AUGCGUCGAGGUCCAGGUUAUCAGGUGCCUCAGCCGAGAGACGUCCCAGUCCCGGAGACUGCGGAAGGCACAGCAGCAGCGAACGGUCGGAGGAACUGGCUAAACCCAUCUGGCGCGCGACGAAAUCUGUUUGGCCUGCCGAGUCGUGCACCCUCAAACAAUUCCACCGCAAACGCUCGAGACGCAGAAGCUGGCAGUGGCAGUGGCAGUGGCGGUCUCUUCACUCCAGAAAGUCUUCCCAGUCAUAGCAUUCCGUUUCCAGCAGGCGGCCGCGGCGCUGCAGGCCAACGAACGGUACAGUUUGAGACGCCUGAUCAGGGUUUGGAUGCAGCCACUGGUAGCUCGGUCUUCGGGGCAGAUGGUGGCGAUGACGGUGGCGAUGGCGUAGCGGGCAGGCAGACGAGGAGUGGGAGGUUGCUUGCUGGAUUCGCUCGGCGGACUGGUGGCAGACGAGGUGCUGGCUGA
Molecule: messenger RNA, 465 nt
Organism: Cyphellophora attinorum
Lineage: Eukaryota; Fungi; Ascomycota; Eurotiomycetes; Chaetothyriales; Cyphellophoraceae
Exons: 1
Coding region: 1-465 (154 amino acids)
Source: RefSeq, a predicted model, not a curated record